Messenger RNA from Miscanthus lutarioriparius, 657 nucleotides. Lineage: Eukaryota; Viridiplantae; Streptophyta; Magnoliopsida; Poales; Poaceae. The record is from the annotation of a GenBank genome assembly.
AUGGGGGAGCGGGGCUCGGCCGCGCUGGCCUGCGUGGGACGGGGCGCCGAACCGGCAGGCUACAAGGACUCCUUCCGCACGCUCAAGUGGGCGGCCUCUGCCGGUAAUGGGGACGACCCAUGGCUGUCACGCCACGGUGACUUGCGCCGUGUGUUCCUGACCAGCGAUAACACCGGUGGGAACAUUGUCCACAACGUCGCUAUGAUGGCCACCGCAUGCGCAUCAUCAGAGCCACGGAUCAAGGGUGCGGUCCUCCUACACACUGGGUUCAGGGGCAGCGAGCUCAUUGACGGUGAGGCACCGACGUCUAUGGCGAUGAUGGAGAAGCUAUGGGCGAUUGUGUGCCUCGGGGCGACGGACAGCAUGGACGACACGUGGGUCAAUCCCCUGGCCAUCAUGGCACUGAGCCUAUGGGACCUGCUGUGCGAGAGGGUGCUUGUUUGUGCAGCGGAGCUAGACUCCCUGCUGCCAAGGGACAAGGCGUACUAUGAGGCCAUCAAGGCAAGCGGGUGGUUUGAGUCCAAGGGCCAGGACCAUGUCUUCUUCCUCUUCAAGCUUGUCUAUGAUGUGGCCGUGGCACUCAUGGAUCGACUGGCCAUGUUCUUUCUUGGGAAAUGGAAUUCAUCAUGUGUAAGAUGUGGAGAAAGAUUGAGAUGA